AUGGCCCCUAUCAACAAGAAGAAGGUUAAGUCCGGUGAGGGUAUCAACUCUCGUUUGGCUCUUGUCAUGAAGUCCGGCAAGUACCAGCUCGGUUACAAGUCCACCCUCAAGACUCUCCGUCUUGGAAAGUCCAAGUUGGUCAUCCUCUCUGGUAACUGCCCCCCUCUUCGCAAGUCGGAGAUUGAGUACUACGCCAUGUUGUCCAAGACCGGUGUCCACCACUACACUGGCACCAACGUCGAGCUCGGUACCGCCUGCGGAAAGUACUUCCGUGUCGGUGUCCUCUCCAUCACUGAUGCCGGUGACUCUGACAUCAUUGCCAAGACUGAGGCUUAA
Molecule: messenger RNA, 336 nt
Organism: Linnemannia hyalina
Lineage: Eukaryota; Fungi; Mortierellomycota; Mortierellomycetes; Mortierellales; Mortierellaceae
Source: the annotation of a GenBank genome assembly